AUGGCUGAUACUGUAGACACCAUGUAUGGUCGGCACCGACAGUCGAUAGCAGACAUCGAGCAAGACCUGACGGAGAUCUUCGAGGGCCACCCGGACGCAUACGAGAACGUGAAUAAGGAAUGGGUGCUGCCAGCGAAUUGUCUGCCCGAUGUAUUCGAGACAUACCAGCACCAAACCGGGAUCGAACUCUUGACGCGAGAGGAGAUGGACCAGAUGGUCGCGUUCGUGCAAAACACCCCUGGACUGGAGGCGACGCCCGCGAUGCUGCUUCAGGUCGUGGCGCAGCGCAGCGCGUCGAGCCCUGAACAGCAUUCUCCCGCCGGCGAACAGCCGCGCGGACGCGAGGACGAGCGGGCCGGGCGUCAAUCCCGCUCGUCAAGCGCCGGCUCUGAUGGCACCUACUAUCAUGGAAGCCGACCGCCCAGUCGCGGGCCGGCCGUGCCACCCUCGCCAUUUGACGCCCAGAAGAGGCAGCGCACCACACCAUUGGGGGCAGCAGCACCGUCUAGUUGGGCGAGGCGGCCGAUAGCACCAGCACGGAGGAAGAGCUUGAGUGAUAAUGAGUCUGGCGCGCCUUCUUCUUUCCGCUCUUCAACCGGUGGCCGUGGCAAACGUACCCCAUCCCAACAGCGCGACCAGUCCGACGACGAGUAUGGUCUCAGCUCUCCUCCAGGCGGUGAAGUCUACUCGCGUCCGCACUCCCGCACCCAAUCUCAACCUCAGAACGUCUUGUCUACACCCCGAGCAUCAUCCGACCGCGACGAGCGAAAAUCACCCGCUCACCUCGACCUCGCUCGGUCGGUAUAUGACGCCUUCCAAGAUCAAGUCUCUUCAUUGCCCAUGCCUCACGCCGAGAACGGGUAUGACGAGGAAGAAGACGAGGAUGUCACCGCUAUGGGCCUGGUCAUGGACCGUUCGGCACGGUCGUCGACUAUAUCUAUGGAGGCGGAUGAGCGCAUGGAUGUGCUCCAGAAGGCGAACAACGAACUCAGCAAGAAGCUCAUCGAGAGCGAGAGGCUGUUGCAAAACAGGCUGAACAAUCACGAGGCGGAUUUGGAGGAGAUGCAGGCCAAGCUGGAGGAGACGUGGGCGGAGUUGGCCGCGACGAAGAGGGAGGAGAAGGAGUUGAGAAGCAAGGAUCGUUCGAGCUCUCAACAGAUAUCGGCGCUGGAGAACGAGAUUUCCAAGCUUCAGAAGAACCUGGAUUCUUCCCGGCAGGCAUAUAAUAACCUCCAGAAGCAGUAUCAGGAGCAGCUCGCCGAGUCCGAGUCUUUGCGUAACCAGAUGCGCCGUAAGGAUGAGCAACUCCGCGACCUCGCCGGCCAGUUCGGUCUCAUGGAGCUCGAACAAACCAAAUGGGGCAAAGAGCGCGAGCAGUACGAAGAGCGUAUCUCCAUGCUCGAGCGCGACAUCGAAGUAGCGCAAGACACUCAGCGCUCGCUCGACGACCAGAAGCACGAGAACAUGAACCUGAAGGAGACCAUCGACCGUUUGCGCUUCGAUCUGGACGAGUUGCGUUCUGGACAGCACGGUGGCACGUCGCAGGCGGGAACUUCAAGCGUACCUGGGAGCGUGUCGAAGAGUCUGGGUGCGGAGCUGCUGAGCAAGAUGCAGGAUGGAGAAGACUGGAUCCAGGAUGACGACGCGCACAGCACAACCAUCCAGGACAUUCAGGUCGAGGCGGAAAGUUCGGACGACGAAGAUGUCAUCCAGACCAUCAUCACGCGCAAGAAGAAGCGGGGUAUGAGCAAGGCCAACAUGUUGCAACCCACGACGCUCUCGCACUUGGAUGAGCGUGAACUUGUCGACGCUUACACGCAAUACGACCCCGCUUUCUUCCAGGCGACGCACUCGACGCAGACGGUACCGGAACCUGUGGUACCGAAGGCGUCUUUCAGCGUUCAGACGGACGAGCCUCCGAAGGCCGUUACCGAGGUACAGACGGAGGCACCUCUCCCGCGCGUCACAGUCGAGAUGGAGAUCCAAACCGAGCCGGAACCGACACCCAUCCCCUCUCGAUCUCCCUCACCUGCGCCUGAAGAGGAUGAAGCUCUCGCAUCGUCUUCCUCGACCGUCAUUCCUCCGACGCCGAAGCCCAAGGUCGAUCAUCUCACAGCCGACCUCCCUCCCUCGUACACGGACGCCGUCCACAACCUCGAGCACCUUCUGGAGGCCGCCGACCCGUCCUUUGCGCAUGUCACGGACCCAGAUGCCCGCCGUGAGCUCACAGCCGCCGCCGAGGCUUUGCGUCGAUACCAUAAGGGUCUUCAGCUCCCCUUGCGCGCAAACGGAGCCGAAGUAUCCGCCGAAGCCGCCGCGGAAUGGGAGACGCUCAAGCAGGAGCUUGGUUUGAGCUGCACUGUCAUCGACAAGGCUCUCGCGUCUUCGCACAUCGCCGCGCGCAAGCCGACCUCGCCCCGCCGCUCGCGGUUCUACAACAUCUACAACACCUAUGUGUACGACUCGUCUGAUGGAUCGCCCACGCAUCCUUGGUUGUCGCAGCUGCUCGUGGCUGGUCUCGCGAGCGCGGUCAUGUUCGCUGUCAUGAGCCCCUUCCUCGUACCGUAUCACGGUGCCGUUCCCGGUGGACCGACAUACUACGACAGGGUUGCGUGGCAGAGCUUUAAUGCGAUGCCCGGGAAUGCGGAGGGCUUCGUCAACGAUGGGACCGCUACCGUCUGGAGCUUCCUUGGAAGGUUAGGUGGAGGUGCGGCGAGGGUCGUGAGGAAUUGGCCGACAUGA
Messenger RNA from Peniophora sp. CBMAI 1063, 2742 nucleotides. Lineage: Eukaryota; Fungi; Basidiomycota; Agaricomycetes; Russulales; Peniophoraceae. The record is from the annotation of a GenBank genome assembly.